Paramuricea clavata is the source of this 612-nucleotide messenger RNA. The record is from the annotation of a GenBank genome assembly. NCBI's taxonomy places the organism in Eukaryota, Metazoa, Cnidaria, Anthozoa, Malacalcyonacea, Plexauridae.
AUGGAUUGGAGUGAAGAGUUAGGAUUUGAGGAAUUUUUCAUACGUGUUUUGAAUAGAACAGAAGAAUUUGCUGAACGCAUAGUUCGUAGUGACGACGAAGAAUACAGGUCGAGUGUUCUUUCCCACGUUGAUUUGCUUGAAAGAACGGCAAUACUACCUGUCCAAAUAUCACAAGUGGUUUCAAAUGAAGCUGACUUGCAGGUACUUGAAGGCUUACGAGCAGUUUUUGUUCAGCUGCUUGAUUCAUUUCUGAGACAUUUCGGAAACAGUUCAUCUCGCAUAACACGUAUUUCAUUCAUACCGCAUCAAAUAACACCGUCAGAAGGAGCAGGCAGACCUAGUGUUAAUAUACCAUUUGAAUUAUUGGAAGACUUACGAGGUGUUGGUUUCGCCUGGGAACAAAUUGCAAAAAUGUUUCGUGUCUCCCGUUGGACAGUAAUGCGCAGAGUACAAUCAUAUGGAUUGCAAGGCUUAUCACGUUUUUCAAGUAUUACCGACGAACAAAUAGAUGGUAUCAUCCAUGCAUAUAUAGGCAAUCACGGCAGCACAACUGGAGAGUCAUAUAUGCGUGGCCAUUUUCGCGCCCUUGGUUACUAUGUCCCUAGAAGAAGG